Molecule: messenger RNA, 4672 nt
Organism: Anarrhichthys ocellatus (wolf-eel)
Lineage: Eukaryota; Metazoa; Chordata; Actinopteri; Perciformes; Anarhichadidae
Product: von Willebrand factor A domain-containing protein 5A-like
Exons: 21
Coding region: 1207-3621 (804 amino acids)
Source: RefSeq, a predicted model, not a curated record
GAAUCGCCUGGUUGACUGGCGAGGUCCGGACCUCAGUAAUUAUUUCCUAACAAGCCCACCGUCUCCGCUUGACCCUGACAGCCAUCAAUAAGGCCACUGUCUGUGGUGGUGAGGUGACUGGAGAAGGCAGAUAGUGAGGCGCACCAUGGCUUCUCACAGCACAGCUAUGAUCACUGCAGCGAUGAGACAAACAACAACUUAGUGAAACUAAAAUCUUACUUGCUGAUAUUUCUGAAACUAUUGGCACUCUGUUGUGCAAAUUCUUUAAUACAAGUUGAUGUUAUAUUUCUACAACCGAUAAGGAUAAUGUCAUCAGCUGCUCCACAGCUGAACACGAGUGUCCAUAGCAGAGAGUCCGGCCCUCUCCUGUGAGACAGCACUGAUGAAAUAUUGAGCUGCAUUUGAUUUAAGAUUUGAGUUGGUUGCUUACAAUUUACAAGUUGGUGUAGUUAUGGCUCACUAGCUCAAAUAACACUGCUGGUUUGACUGUUUAUGAUGAAGUGGAUCUAUAGCCUGUGGUUUGUCAGAGUUGGUGAGGUUUACAUUUGUGUGGACAAUAACACACAGUAGUGACAUUUAUGCCUUAUCAAAAGUGUUUUUCUGUUAGUAGAUUUUUAUUCUUGUAAUAUUAACAUUUGUUUCUCAAAAUAUUUAAACCAUUACCUGACUUCCCAUGAAACACAGAUAUGAGGGAUGUGUAUUCAAUGUCAAGAAAGUUUUUUACAUGAGCAGAAAUCUGUCUGAAACACAUAUGAGCUAUUCAGUGCCAGAGCUUUAUAAAUGAAUUCAUAUUAUUAUCUGCAUGCUCCUGCGAGGUAAUUAAGUAAACACUGCAGAUCAGACUGCGCAUGCGCACAUGUGAGAAACCAUACAAAACAACAUAAGAGCCAAACAGGUUUGUUUGGGGGUUUUAUUGGAAACUAACUAUAACCCAUUUCAAGACGAAAACAUACGCAACCGGUCUGCCGUCCACUGCUGUGCAGGUGACGUCAUGCAGAGCAGCAUUCCUGAGUAUGUUUUGUUAAGGGUUAUGUGGCUAGUGCCGGGAAAACCCCACCUGCCUGGUGCUUAAGCUGUAGGCGUGGCCUGGGUUUGACUGCACAACCAGAAGCCUUCCAUAUUUGAUAUCUGGACGCUUACUGCAGCAGAGGACACUUACUCCUGAGCUUUAGCUUCCUUGACGGUGUAACCUGUUGAACAGGCACGAUGGUGAACUGCUGUGGUCUGCUCAAUACAAAUAAGGAACCAGUUCCUCUGAAGAGCGUGGAGGUGGAGCUGGAGGUGAGGGACCAUGUGGCUACAGUGGUCUCCACUCUGCACUAUGAGAACAAGGAGGACAAACCACUAGAGGCUGUUUUUGUCUUCCCUCUGCCUGGAGAUGCUGCUGUCUGUCAUUUCAGUGCUAAGAUUGGACAGAUACACAUUGUAGCUGAGGUGAAGGAGAAAAAGGAGGCUCGUGAGGAGUAUGACGAUGCUUUGAGCUCCGGUCAGCAGGCCUUCCUGUUGGAGGAGAGUGAGCAGAGUCCAGAUAUAUUCUCUCUGAGUGUGGGCAGUCUGCCUCCAGGAGAGAGCGCCUCCAUCAGGCUGGAGUACGUCACUGAGCUGGCCGUGCAGGCUGAUGAAGGGCUGAGGUUUUGUCUGCCUGCUGUGCUCAACCCUCGCUACCAACCUCAGGGGAGUGGUGGUAGUGAAGGUGGCAACGUUCAGGUGACCUCUGUUCCAGCCUCUCUGGUGCCCUACAGUCUGUCUUUCUCUGCCCGAGUGUCCUCUCCUCGUCCCGUCUCUAAAGUAGAGUCCAGCUGUCCCCUGGACCCUCUCCAGUACCUCAAGACAGAGCAAACCCAGGCCACGGUCAAGUUGGCUGCAGGACACAAGUUUGACAGAGAUGUUGAACUGCUGAUUUAUUACAAAGACGCCCACCAGCCCACUGCUGUGGUGGAGGCAGGACAGGCCUCUUCCCAGCCUGGCACUCUGAUGGGUGAUCCAGUAGUGAUGCUGAGCCUGUACCCUGAGUUCCCCCCGGCUGUGAUGUCUUCAGUCGCUUCAUGUGCAGAGUUUGUCUUCUUAUUGGAUCGAUCUGGCAGCAUGAGUGGUGCACGUAUAAAGAGUGCCACGGAUACUCUGCUGCUGCUGUUGAAGAGCAUACCACUAGGCUGCUAUUUCAACAUCUACAGUUUUGGAUCCAGCUAUGAACACAUCUUCCCUAAGAGUGUAGAGUACAACCAGAAGACCAUGGACGAAGCUCUGAAAAAUGUUGAGGAGAUGAAGGCUAAUCUGGGAGGAACAGAGAUCCUGAAGCCCCUCAAACAUAUUUACAGCCAGCCCUGCAUUCCCAAUCAACCUAGACAAAUAUUUGUCUUUACUGACGGAGCGGUGGGGAACACAAAAGAAGUCAUCAAUCUGGUGAAGCACAAUUCAGGUUCCCACAGGUGUUUCUCUUUUGGGAUUGGGGAAGGGGCCAGCUCUGCUCUCAUCAACGGGUUGGCCAAGGAAGGAGGAGGUCACGCUCAGUUCAUCACGGGGAUGGACAGGAUGCAACCCAAAGUGAUGCAGUCGCUGCGAUUUGCUCUGCAACCAGCUGUGGUGGACAUCUCAGUCAAGUGGGAUUUGCCAAAGGGAGUUUCUGUCACUGUUCUCUCUCCACCAAUCACAGCACUGUUCCAGGGUCAAAGGUCACUGGUUUAUGCCCAGCUCACUGGACAGAGUUCAGAGGCCUCAGAGGGCUGUGUGACGGUGAAGUACAGUCUGGCAGGUCAUCCCUCUCAGAACCAGCUUCACUUCAGUCUCAAACCUGCUGAGGACACUGGAUUAACAGUCCACAGGUUGGCUGCUCGGACUCUGAUUCGCUCGCUGGAGAUGGAGGAGAGAGAGCGUAAAGGAGAGGAAGAUGGAGGAGUGAAGAAGAAGGUGGUGGAGCUCAGUGUCCAAUCAGGAGUGAGCAGUGCCUUCACUGCCUUCAUUGCUGUCAACAAAGACAACAGCGAAGCUAUUCAAGGACCUCUGGUGCGCAGAAAUGUUCCAACACCCAGGAUGAUGGCCUGUAGUAUGCCGAAGUCCUGUGGUGUUCCUGUGAUUACUCAGAUGAUGGGCUAUAUGCCCCGGCCUGAUCCAAUGUCCUGUGGUGUUCCUGUGAUGGCUCUGAAGAACAGCUGUAAUAAGCGUCGGCGUGGUCCGAUGUCCUGUGCUGCUCCUGUGAUGGAUACGAUGGACAAGGGAACCACAUUUGAUGCUGGUGACGUUCCAUGUAGCUUAAAUGCUUUCUCCUCAGAAAGACGCUUGCCCAAACAGCCACCCAGAGACCCUUUGCUGCAGCUGGUCUCCCUCCAGAAGGCAGCUGGCUGCUGGGUGCUGGAUCCAGCUCUGGCUGCUGCACUGGGAAAGACCAGUGAGGAGGUGGAAAGGCCCAAGCCUGCAUCGGUGAACCAGGAAGUGUGGGCCACCAUUCUGGCUCUGAUCUGGCUUCAUGGUUUCAAGAUGGAUGCUCAGGAAGAGUGGGAGCUUCUGGCUAUGAAGGCUGUGUCAUGGCUCCGAGCUCAGAAAGCAUCCUGUGUGACAGAGUGUGUGGAAGCAGGAAAUGCUCUGUUGGGUUGCAACGUGCAGAAAGACACCCUGGGGAUCUGAUGUUUUCAUGAAAGUGCACUUUUCCUUCCGGACUGGUACACGGAAGCAGAUUUAUUCCAUAACCUUUUUCUUUUCUUCAACAUGAAACUCUUUACACUAUUUACAUUUCAUCAUACAAUCAUUCUUUUCUUGCCCAACUCCAUAGAGAUGGAUUGACAUGCACUUAAAACCUGUUAUGCACGAGGCCCCCAAAUUUGGGGUCUUCGAGCUUAAGGUUGGGUAGCACAUGUCGUCGAAAAAAUGCACAUAUCGAGAGCCAAUAUAAUGCAUGUAUACAUGUUAUAUACCAGAUUAAAUUAAAAAGGUCUGGGCAAUACUAUCAUCUAAGCCAUUUUUACAAACUCCAAACACAAUUCCACACAACUAAUAUAAUCAACUAGAAGAUUUACCACAAUAUCACGUAUUUUUCACCAUGACUCGGCGAGCUGCACACUCCGCUCCGAGCUACCAAAACAAAGCUACAAGCUAACACGGACAACUGAGGUAUCAGAAAGCAAGACAAUUCGACACAGAAUCCAGAGAUAUCUUCAGAAUUUCUCUCCAUGAAACCAGUACAGAGCUGUGAGCAAACAAACGCCAGAACAACAAACCGCUUCACCGGAAAAAAAUCUUAGCAGCACCUCACCUUUACGCUGAAUCAUGAAAGGUACGGCAUAAUUCCUCGUUUCCCGGCUAAAUACACUGUUGCUACGUAUAUCCUGUCUGUUUCUCAUCUAUUUCCUGGAGAAAGGGGCGUUAACCAAGCUUGUGGGAAGGAAUUUGACUUUUGGUGAUUGGAAUUUUACGCAGGGCGAGGAGCGUCGCGGUUUUGAUUUUUACUGGCUAACGAUUCUGUUAAUCAAGCCCACGUCAUGCCCACUGCAUUCCUGAGACUCUGACGCGUCGAACGAGGUGUCAUAGUCUGAAAUUGACCAAUCAUAGGCUGAGAAAGGCCCACAUACACACAAGGAAACUGAAAUUCAGACAAGAAAAUCCCAUGGAUGACAGACAGAAACAGGCUCAGAGAGGAUUCAGGCUGUCAAAAUGAUGCCAAACUGCUGUAUUUGGAUAG